CCCAUCCAUGUUUUCACAUGAAUUUUCAUGACUCAUGAAAACCUGCCUGAUAAAUGACAAGUGUUUUGAUCUUGAGAUAGUUUUAAGUUUAGUCUCUUCAUAAUGCCUUUGGUUUUUAUCAGUUUUUAUGAAAGCACAUUGAAGUAGUUAUUGUCGUAUGAUGGCAUUUAAGUGCCGACUGAUCAUUAAAAACAAAGUGAAAACUGCUGAACUAGCUCAUCACUGUAAGUCACCGUAAUGACUGGAGGAAGUCAUUAGUGCAAAAAUCUAAUAUUGGGAUUGUUAGUGUUACACAAAACUCUGACUGUACCUUCACUAUGCUUCUACUGUAAAGCAUAAAGAUGGGAGGUUUGUUCUGUAGGGAUGUUUUUCUGUGAAAGUAGCUUGUUGACUGUUUUGCACAGAGCGUUGUAUAACAGUAGGCAAAUGCAGAUUAUAAUUAUUUAAGAAAACAUCCCACAAAAGACCUAAAAAUGGCUGUUAUCAAACCCAUCCAGCCUGACUGACCAUAUCAAACUACAUGAGAAUAAUUCAUUACAGGUUUGCCAGGAAGUCUGGGGAUUCCCCUUCUGUGUUUACCAAAUUUUUAUAAUAUACAAUUUCUCCACUUUGAAUUUUUCAACACUAAUCCCAUGUGGAACAUUUCCUCAUGCAAAGUAGCUUCCUGGAUCAUCAUGUAAAUGCUCACUGGAUUCCUAAAUUCACCAGACUUAUUUCUCAGUAUUUGUGUAAAGACUCUCACUCUGCCACCAUGUUUCUCUUUGUGCUGUCGCUGCUGGUCAGCGGUUCGCAAGCUUCACAUUUUCUUGGCACUAUGAUGACUUACUACCCAGGGGAAACUCAAACUAACGGAUACGUAUCAGUGAUCCUUCGCUACAAGCAGAAUUUUGUCGGGUGCUCACAAAGUGACACCUGGGACUGCGAUGGCAACUGUGGGUCUUGGACUCAGACGCUUUCAUUAGCCAAAGUGGACGAAGUUAGCAGUGAAUGGUGUCAGACAGAAGGAAUCAUAAUUUGUCAGCUUCCCAACAACACUGGAUUUCAGACUAAAUUGGAUGGCGGAGGGUGGAUAAACAGCAUUUCAAAUGGUGUUGGAUACUGGAGAGCUGUGGCUGCUGUUGAACUGAGGAACCGGUCCGACAUUGGCAAACCCAACACAUCACCACAGACCACCAUCCUCCCAGCUUUAAGAGUACCAGGAAACUGCCCAAGAACUAUUAACUUGUUGACCUUUGACCCUGAUGGAGAUGAGGUUAAAUGCAGAUAUGGGAAAACAACAGAUUCAGAGUGUAACCCCUGUAACCCUCCGCCUGUCCUCAAUGUCUCAUCAUCCUGUUCUCUGACAUUCAGCUCCCCUGUAAGCAGCACCAGCUCUGAACAUCGUUACGCAGUCCAGCUGGUGAUAGAAGAUUUUCCCAGACAGACCAUUACUCUGACUGAAACCGGCGGCUCACAGGAAGUGAAAACUACCGGCGACGCCAUCAGCAAGAUACCUUUACAGUUUGCCUUGAAAGUGAUUCCUGAGGUGCCAUCUUGUGCUGAAGGAUCCUAUGUGGCCAGAUUUGUGCCUCCAACUCCAGACAACAGAGCUCAGAAAUUCAUCCAAGUCAAUAAGGUGCUGGAAAUCCACAUCAGAGCAGAAGCAACUCAUUCCAACGUUACUGGACUCCUGUUCAGCGGGCCUCACAUGGUAUCUAAGAGUUCAUCCGGAUCAGGAAGCUUCACCCUGAGGUGGACACCAUCCGCAAGAGAAAGUGGACAGAGCCACCCCAUCUGUUUUGUUGUCGAGACGAGUUUCAACAGUAACACCUACCACUCUGACCUCCGAUGUGUCACUGUGACCGUUGGAAACUAUUAUGUUGUAGCUCUCAGAGGGAAGAUCUCAACCACAUUAUCACUGGAGAAUGAUUAUGAUGCUCUCGUCAAACAGAUUAAGGAUGAACUGACUAGACGACGGCUGCACACAAGCAUGAACGUACGCCUCCGCAGGACGGCUUGAUUUAAAUUUGGGACACACUCUUCGUACCUAUACUUCUGCUGAGUGAUGCAUUUCCUGAAAUUGGGAUCUAUCGCUUUUUGUUACAUAUUAUGUUAAUGAUCACAAAUAUUUAGUUGAUAUAUUUCUGUUGAUAUCCACUGGAGAAGGAUCUAAUCUCCUUCCUGACGGUUUAAAAAUAAUCUGGAAUAGACCAUGAAUGGAUGGACGGGUUGUUGAGCAACUUUUUUGUUAUCACAAUUAUUUGUGUCUGUUAGUUUUUAUAACUUUCUUCUAUAUGAAAUAAACAAUUGUAAUGUUGAUCAUCA
Xiphophorus hellerii (green swordtail) is the source of this 2304-nucleotide messenger RNA. RefSeq lists its product as uncharacterized. The record is from RefSeq and is a predicted model, not a curated record. The transcript has 10 exons. The coding region runs from base 650 to 1999 and encodes 449 amino acids. NCBI's taxonomy places the organism in Eukaryota, Metazoa, Chordata, Actinopteri, Cyprinodontiformes, Poeciliidae.